Messenger RNA from Oenanthe melanoleuca, 988 nucleotides. RefSeq names its product class II histocompatibility antigen, B-L beta chain-like. Gene Ontology annotation, biological process: peptide antigen assembly with MHC class II protein complex; immune response; antigen processing and presentation of exogenous peptide antigen via MHC class II. Gene Ontology annotation, cellular component: membrane; MHC class II protein complex. The transcript has 5 exons. NCBI's taxonomy places the organism in Eukaryota, Metazoa, Chordata, Aves, Passeriformes, Muscicapidae. Gene Ontology annotation, molecular function: MHC class II protein complex binding. The record is from RefSeq and is a predicted model, not a curated record. Bases 73 to 825 code for a protein of 250 amino acids.
UGCUCCGGCCUGGGGCUCCCAGCGCAGCCGCAGCGGCGGCUUUGGGGUUGCGGCUCCUGCCCCGCGCUGGCCAUGGGGCGAGUGGCGGCAGCUGGGGCCGUACUGGUGGCACUGGUGCUGCUGGGAGCCCCCCCUGGGGCGGGCGCGGAGCUCUCGGUGGUGUUCCAGAGGAUGACAAAGUUCGAGUGUCUCUUCAUUAACGGCACGGAGAAGGUGAGGUUCGUGUCGCGGCUCAUCUACAACCGGGAGCAGCAGCUGCACUUCGACAGCGACGUUGGGGUGUUCGUGGGGGACACCCCGUACGGGGAGAGAGCGGCCCGCUACAAGAACAGCCUCACAGAGUUCAUGGAGUAUACACGAGCUACGGUGGACUGGUACUGCCGGCCCAACUACAAGAUCAUCGCCCCAUUCAGCGUGGAGCGCAGAGUGCCCCCCAGCGUGUCCAUCUCGCUGAUGCCCUCGAGCUCCCAGCCCGGCCCCGACCGCCUGCUCUGCUCCGUGCUGGAUUUCUACCCUGCCCAGAUCCAAGUGAGGUGGUUCCAGGGCCAGCAGGAGCUCUCGGAGCACGUGGCGGCCACCGACGUGGUGGCCAAUGGCGACUGGACCUACCAGCUGCUGGUGCUGCUGGAAACGCCCCCCCGGAGCGGGGUCACCUACACGUGCCAGGUGGAGCACGUCAGCCUGGAGCAGCCGCUGAGACAGCGCUGGGAGAUGCCGCCGGACGCCGCCCGCAGCAAGGUGCUGACGGGGAUCGGGGGCUUCGUUUUGGGCUCGGUCUUCCUGGCGCUGGGGCUCGGCUUCUACCUGCGCAAGAAGAGCUCCUGACCCAGUUGCUGCCGCAGCCCCUCCCUGUGGCCUCAGGCCCGGCCGGGAUCCCCCGCUCCAUCCCCGCGCUGAUUCUGGGGAGGUCGUGUGUCCCCCCAGCCCCAUUGUCACUGUGUCCUCGCCUGGCUGCUCCCAGUGUUCCCAAUAAAGCUUCCCAGUUGGA